Messenger RNA from Clonostachys byssicola, 1461 nucleotides. The record is from the annotation of a GenBank genome assembly. NCBI's taxonomy places the organism in Eukaryota, Fungi, Ascomycota, Sordariomycetes, Hypocreales, Bionectriaceae.
AUGAAGAAGUCUUCACUCUCGGGCAACGAAUCCCCUCGAGGGAACGAGGAUGUUGAGGAAGUUGUUGGUGAUAACCAACCUGUUGAUGCGGUGUUCGGUCAAAUCAGGGAAGGGGGACCUAACUACCGCAAUGUCGGAUGGUUAGGUACCUCAGUCCUUAUGAUGAAGACUCAGAUUGGUCUCGGCGUUCUGUCUUUCCCUGUGGUUUUCGAUACCCUCGGUAUGAUUCCGGGAGUUAUUCUCAUGCUUACCAUCAGCGGCAUGACGCUAUGGUCGAAUUACAUGGUCGGCGUCUUCAAGCUCAACCAUCCUGACGUGUACGGUCUUGACGAUGUUGGGGAACGUAUCUUUGGGCGAAUUGGUCGCGAAAUAUUUGGCGUAAUUUUCGUUCUAUGUGAGACUUUCGUUCAGGAAAUCGGUCAAAGAAGAUGGAUGCUAACCAAGAUGCGAUCAGUUCAAAUCUUCACUGCCGGUUCCGCGGUUAUUUCGGUCUCGAUUGCACUCAAUGCCCUGUCAAUGCAUGCCACAUGCACCGCUGUUUUCGUUGCCGUUGCCGCUAUUGCAUCUUUCUGUCUGUCUAGCAUUCGCACACUCGGCCGUAUCAGUUGGUUGGCAUGGGUUGGCGUGAGCUGCAUAAUUAUUGCAGUUCUCACCGUGACCGUCGCUGUUGGCCUCCAGGACCGCCCCUCUGAUGCGCCCCAAGAAGGUGUCUGGAAGUCAGAUUAUGUCCUCUUUGCCAAUCCCACUUUCACCGAAGCGAUCUCGGCUAUCUCGACAAUCAUCUUCUCCUACGCAGGUACGGGGGCUUUCUUCCCCAUCGUGUCCGAGAUGCGAGACCCUGGCCAGUACAAUAAGGCUCUCUUCUUAUGUCAUUCCGUCGUGACUAUUAUCUAUGUCACAGUUGGAGUUGUUGUCUACUACUAUUGCGGAUCUUAUGUCGCUUCCCCAGCCCUGGGCUCUGCAGGACCUCUCAUCAAGAAGGUAGCCUACGGCAUUGCUCUACCCGGUCUGAUGAUGUCGGCGAUCCUCCUCUCUCAUCUUGCUAGCAAGUACAUGUUCGUUCGAAUCCUGCGAGGAACCCAUCAUAUGACGUCCAACACCUUGGUCCACUGGAGCACCUGGUUAGGCGCCACAUUUUCUACCGCUCUCGUGGCCUAUCUGCUCGCUAGCGGUAUUCCAAUCUUUGGAGGCCUUGUUUCUUUGGCCGGCGCUCUGCUUGGAACUUUCAUGUCAUUCCAGCCCAUGGGUUGCAUGUGGCUUUACGACAAUUGGUCUAAGGGCAGGGAGAACCCUAAUCUGAAAUGGCGUCUGAUGGUUUGCUGGAGUGUCUUCAUGGUUGUUAUUGGUUCAUUCCUCAUGAUUGCUGGGACGUACGGGUCUAUCGUGGGCAUCAUUGACUCUUUCAAGGCAUCUGGUGGCUCUAAAGCAUGGUCAUGUGCUGACAACUCAAAUUCAGUUUGA